UCCGCCGCCGCCCGCCGCCCCUAGGGACGCCGCGCUGUGACGUGCCGCACACCGGCUGCCAUGGAGGGAACCCGGCAAAGUAGGAUUUGUCGUCCGCACAAAAUAAGUGAAUCCUCCAAGGUGUACAGAUGGGAYGACCACUCUAGUCUUGUUCUUCAGAGUCUGAAUGAGCAGAGGCAUCGAGGCCUCUUUUGUGACAUUGUUCUCGUGGUGGACGAACAGAGAGUCCCUGCCCAUCGGAACCUCCUAGCUGUUUGCAGUGACUACUUCAACUCUAUGUUCACUAUUGGCAUGCGAGAAGCCCACCAAAAAGAGGUAGAACUUUUUGGAGCCUCUUAUAUUGGCCUCAAGGCUGUGGUAGAUUUCCUGUAUGGCAGUGAGCUCUCAUUAGACGGUGGCAAUAUUGACUACGUGCUCGAGACAGCUCAUCUGCUGCAGAUCUGGAAGGUGGUCGACUUCUGUUGCGAGUAUCUUGAAAAUGAAGUCAGUGAGGAGAACUAUUUGUACCUGCAAGAGCUGGCCUCCAUCUACAACCUGAAGCGCCUUGACUCCUACAUCGAUUCUUUCAUCUUGCAGAACUUUGGCACUCUGUCUUUCACUCCGGACUUCUUGCAAAAUGUUUCCAUGCAGAAGUUGUGCCAGUACCUGGACAGCAGCAAUGUGCAGCAGGAAUGUGAGCACGACUUGCUGCAGGCUGCCCUGCAGUGGCUUACGCAGUACCCGGAGAGGGAGAACGAGGCCUACCAAGUUCUGGAUAACAUUCACUUUCCUUUGAUACCUAAAAGUGAUCUUCUGCAUCGAGUCAAGCCCGCUGUCUGCUCUCUUCUUCCCAAAGAAGCAAACUGUGAGGGUUUUAUAGAGGAAGCAGUGAACUACCACAACAAUGUCACCGCUCAGCCGGUGCUGCAGAACAAACGGACCGCUCUGAGAACUAGCGAGGAGAGACUCCUCUUUGUUGGSGGCGAGGUAUCCGAGCGGUGCUUGGAACUGAGUGAUGACACUUGCUUCUUGGACACCAGAAAAGGGCAGUGGGUGGCAGAAACCCCUCUCCCAGCCAGACGAAGUCACCACUGCGUUGCAGUCUUGGGAGGCUUCAUUUUCAUAGCCGGGGGCAGCUUUUCAAGAGACAAUGGAGGGGAUGCAGCUUCAAAUCUCCUAUAUAGGUAUGAUCCCCGCUGUAACCAGUGGAUAAAGGUUGCCUCCAUGAGACAGCGUCGUGUGGAUUUCUACCUGGGAGCUAUUACUGACAUGCUGGUGGCUGUGGGUGGCAGGAAUGAAAACGGAGCCCUCUCUUCAGUUGAGACCUAUAGUCCUCAAAAGGAUACAUGGUCCUAUAUAGCAGGGCUGCCAAGAUUUACCUAUGGCCACGCAGGAACUGUCUACAAGGAAUUUGUGUACAUUUCAGGAGGCCACGACUACCAAAUUGGCCCUUACAGAAAAAAUCUGCUCUGCUACGAUUAUCGCACAGAUGUUUGGGAGGAGAAAAGGCCAAUGAUCACGGCCAGGGGGUGGCACAGCAUGUGCACCCUGCAGGACCACAUCUAUUCCAUUGGAGGCAGCGAUGACAACAUAGAAACCAUGGCCCGUUUUGACAUUCUGAGCGUGGAGUCGUACAGCCCUCAAUGUAACCAGUGGACCAGAGUUGCCCCUUUGCUGCAAGCAAACAGUGAGUCAGGGGUGGCUGUUUGGGAAGGCAAGAUUUAUAUUCUUGGAGGCUACAGCUGGGAAGAAACAGUCUUCUCCAAAACAGUCCAAGUUUAUGAUAAGGAGAAAAAUAAGUGGUACAGAGGAACAGACUUGCCCAAAGCAAUUGCCGGUGUGUCCGCAUGUGUCUGUGCAUUGAAACCUAAAACAGAUGACAAAAAGAAAAAGACAAAAACAAAAAAACAUCAAGAUCGAGGAAGAUGACUGCUUCUGCAGAGCCAGCCUUCGAGCAUGGACUCCAGAGGAACUUUGUAUUCAGUUGUUUCUUUCURGCCUUGAUUCUUUCUUUGAAAUGGAAACAAAAGUGUCUUCUGAAGCCUCAGAAAAUGUACAGUUGAGUGUGGAUUUUUUUUUUUUUUGAUUGAGGUCAUGUUUAAGGAUAAAAGCAACAAAAAAAACAACAUCCAAAACCCCCUGGAUAAGGGGUGAGGUGGCAAAAGAGGUUUUGCCACUUUCCUGAAUGUUAUAACAUAAUCCUUUACCUCUGUGGUUCAUGGCAUUUCCAUGCACAUCUUAUUCUAUUGACGUUUUAAAGCUAAGUCUAAUUUCUGGUGAGCUGAUAGAAGACAGAGUAUGGAGUGUCUACUUGGAAACUACUAAGGAGCUCARAUGCACCUGUUGAGAGAAAAUGAAAUGAAACUUGGACGUUAUGUAAAUACUGAAUUUUUGUUGCAUUAAAUUUCUUUUACAGUAUAUUUUUGAGUUGUUAGUAUCAGAUUUCUGGAGCACGUGUUUGUACAGAGAGUAUUGCUUUUGAUGAAUGCAGAUCAGAUCAGCUUGUUGAGCAAAUAACUCCAUUAUAUUCCUGAGAGCCAGAAGAUGUAACUCUGUGGCUAAAGAACAAACAGGCUUGGACUGGUAGCGUUGUGAACACUGAAAUUUAGGAAAGGUGACAUAAGUUUUGCAUCUGUUGGUGGCAGGAACUGACAUUUUUCAUAACACAAGGGCAAGCUUUUCUUAGACUUCCAAACCUGCCCCAGAAUGAGAGAAAAACUGCUGAAGGUUUUGAAGUUUUGAGGGUUUCAGUGGUCACCACAAGUAGCCACUGGGUGUUAGAGGGGUUGUGCUGAACGCACCUGCUAUGAAAAAGCUGAUUAACCUGGGAUGAUUAAUUGGGGUUCAGGAAUCCUGAAGGAAAGCAACCUGGAUUUUUAUGUGAACUAACAGCCCACCUCCCCUGGCCCCUCAAAACAACUACAAGCUCAAAAUAUCUUUUCAAGAAGCUAACCUUUUCUGAUAGGCUUAGUGGGGACUGCAGCUCAGGGCUUAUCAGGCGUUUCUCGGAACACCUUCCCCAGCAAAAAAGGGUUUAAAAUGGAGAAAAGUGAAAUAUUCUCAGGGCUGUAUUUGGGACCCAGAUAGAGGGACUGCGAAUUGCCUGCGACACGCUGUCCUCUGCAUACCAAGCAAAGAGAUUUCUGACCCAAGUGUUAGUCCGUCCUCUACAAACACAGCUGAUUCUGCUGCUGAUAUUAAAAUUCCCCGACUGUCUGGCCAGCCUUUGGUCAUUCACCCUGGGGCAUUUUACAAAUGCACCUCUGGUUUGGAAGAAGUUGAUCCCAGCAAUCUGAUACAACUGCUCUAGUUACUGUUGUAAUGCCAGGCCACAGACUCGUGUUCCUCCUUCCCAAAAGAAGAGCUUUCUAAGAAGUUUUUAAAAACUUUUAUACUCUUUUAUAGCAUGUUUUGCUAACUCAAUCUCUUAUUUGCCAUAUAUUCUGUUAUUUACUAUGGAAGCUACUGCUCUGUAAUUGUGGCCCUGUUGCUGUCAGGAACUCAUAACUGGACGGAUCUUUUAGUCUUUUUGUAGCUGGUUGGGGUGAGAUGCAGCUGUUAAAGCAGCAUUUCCAUUCUCAGCAUUGCUAGGCAGCCAGCUAGAACUGUGACUAUUUAUUGUGCAGCCUCUUCCCUGAGAGUCCAGCUUGUCGGACAUACUGAUAAAUUUUGCUUUAAAUUUACUGAAUCUUUAUUUUCAGCUGAGUGGAUUUGGGGAGGUUGGGUUUAAAGUUCUGCUGGGGAAAURCUGGUUCCUUCUCCCACCCCUCUCAGUCUUUCCAGUCUCCCUUGCUGUACACUGGAACCACGUAUUUCACAUUUGCCUUUUUCUUAUUUUUUUUUGCAUCCAGUGUGCAUACAGUUGAUAUCGUGCUGCCCCCUUUAUUUUGUACUUUGCAGCCUUGUUACCUCAUUAAUUGGAAAAACACUAAGAAAAUAUUGAUUUGCACUUAAAAAUUUCAUCAGAUGCGCUUGUCAUUUAGAGAACUCCUAGUUAUAUUACAAGAAUUUCCUUGUAUUGAAAAAAGUACCUCUCAGUAAAUUCCUGGAGUCCAGAAAGCUACAGGAUCCUUUCCCAGUGCUAGGAAAGGAUUUGAGAAAACUGGUUAUGAGAUUAAUUUUGUAAAAGCUCCUUUUUUUAAUAUGRUUAAAAAAAUGCCUGAGUUUUUCACUUGCAUUAAUGAAUUUGCUUUAUAGACUUUGUGCAUUGCAUGAGGUAAUGGUUAUUCUUUUUUUAUCUUAAAAAUAAUUUUUUGGUUAUGACAAACAUGAGUUUUUUAUUAUACAUAUAUGACUGAAAUCCUU
This is a messenger RNA of Nothoprocta perdicaria, 4284 nucleotides long. RefSeq names its product kelch like family member 36 (gene KLHL36). The coding region runs from base 61 to 1908 and encodes 615 amino acids. The transcript is spliced from 5 exons. The record is from RefSeq and is a predicted model, not a curated record. Lineage: Eukaryota; Metazoa; Chordata; Aves; Tinamiformes; Tinamidae. Gene Ontology annotation, molecular function: cullin family protein binding.